Molecule: messenger RNA, 745 nt
Organism: Juglans microcarpa x Juglans regia
Lineage: Eukaryota; Viridiplantae; Streptophyta; Magnoliopsida; Fagales; Juglandaceae
Product: heterogeneous nuclear ribonucleoprotein H2-like
Exons: 1
Coding region: 11-661 (216 amino acids)
Cellular component (GO): ribonucleoprotein complex
Molecular function (GO): RNA binding
Source: RefSeq, a predicted model, not a curated record
GUAUUUAAGAAUGAUGGAAUCCAAUCCCUACUUCACAGUGAGCAGUGGCACAAGUGGCUUUCAACCUUAUGGCUAUGGUGGCGGCUUUCAACCCCCUCCCUUUCCAGUGAUUCUGCUCAGGGGGCUUCCCUUCAAUUGCACCGACAUUGACAUUUUCAAGUUCUUUGCUGGACUGGACAUUGUGGAUGUUCUGCUUGUCAACAAGAGUGGACGGUUCUUAGGAGAAGCCUUUGUUGUCUUCGCGGGAUCAAUGCAGGUUGAGUUUGCUUUACAAAGAGAUCGGCAGAGGUAUGUGGAAGUUUUCAGCUGCAAGAGGCAGGAUUACUACAAUGCUGUUGCUGCGGAGGUAAACUAUGAAGGAGUUUACGAUAAUGACUAUCAUGGAAGCCCUCCUCCAGCUCGAUCAAAGAGGUUCAGUGACAAGGACCAGCUGGAAUACACUGAAAUAUUGAAGAUGCGUGGCCUCCCCUUUUCAAUGAAAAAACCCAAAAUUGUUGAAUUUUUCCAGGAUUUCAAGCUGAUAGAAGAAAGGAUACACAUUGCAUGUCGUCCUGAUGGGAAAGCUACUGGAGAGGCGUAUGUAGAGUUUGCUUCUAUAGAGGAGCUGUUUCCUUCAACACCAGACGAAGCAAGACGGGCUGAGUCAAGAUCCCGACAGUGAUUAGGCACUUCGGCCAGCGCUGAAUCUUGUGGAUUAUCUUUGGUGUUCCAAUAUGAUUCGCAUGUAUUUUUCAAUCUAAAAUUU